Aegilops tauschii subsp. strangulata is the source of this 384-nucleotide messenger RNA. The record is from RefSeq and is a predicted model, not a curated record. Lineage: Eukaryota; Viridiplantae; Streptophyta; Magnoliopsida; Poales; Poaceae.
AUGGGGAAGGAGGAGGGCGUCGGCCGGAGAGGGAGGAGAUGGCGGGGACGCGGACGAGCACCGGAGCUCGGGGAGGAGGCGUCGCCGGAGAUGGAGGCGGCAGGGACGGAGCGCGCGACGGGCGGCGAGCUCGCCGGCGGUGGCGCGGGCCGGAGUGGUCGGGGCAGCGGCGCGGGUCGCCAGCGGAGUGGGGAGGCGCUGGGGCGGAGGCGCGGUCGGGCGGCGGCGCACGCGGGCCGCGGGGGCCGAGCACUGGCCAGGCGGGCCGGCGGCGCGGGCGACGGAGCGGAGCCACGUGGCGGGCGGGGUGGUUGGCUGCAGGCGGCGGCGCGAUUUAUCCGGCGCGGGACGGACACGUUCGGCGGCGGAGAGGGGAAGGGGUAG